Messenger RNA from Alosa sapidissima (American shad), 3162 nucleotides. Its product is annotated as sesquipedalian-1-like. Gene Ontology annotation, cellular component: trans-Golgi network; recycling endosome; early endosome. Gene Ontology annotation, biological process: retrograde transport, endosome to Golgi; receptor recycling; endosome organization. The record is from RefSeq and is a predicted model, not a curated record. The transcript is spliced from 4 exons. The coding region runs from base 728 to 1528 and encodes 266 amino acids. NCBI's taxonomy places the organism in Eukaryota, Metazoa, Chordata, Actinopteri, Clupeiformes, Clupeidae.
GACUGGAAAUCAGGCAGGUGUCUCUGAUUGCCAGCAAGUGUUGCCCAUAGACAGUAAAGGCGUUUGCGCCCAGUAAUAUGGCGGCCACGUUCAUGUAUGCCGCUUAAUAGAACUUGACAGACAAUGUGGUAUGUAGCUUUAAUAUCUAUGGUUUUGUCAUUGAAGGUCUGCUCGAUUUGAUACAGUAGCAUAACUUUAAAGUCAUGAUGACAAAAAGAAAAUUAAGUGAUUGUGGUUAAUUCUCUUUACAGAUUCAAGAAAUUGAUAUUUUAUCUAGGCCUACUUGUGAAUAUUUCAUCUGUACAACAGAAUACAACAUACUACUCAAACAUAUACUGUCAUUAUGUCUUUAGAAUUACAAUAUUGUUGUAAAUGUGACCGUAGUUUAAUGUUUGGGCAACUACAUUUUGGAGCCUCUCUGUGUUUGUUUGUGUGUGUGUGUGUGUGUGUGUGGGGGGGGGGUCAAACUACUAGUAUUGCAAAACCUAGCAUGCAACAGGCCAAUGAACAAUCAGACUUAUCAAGAGGUGUGUGUGUGUGAGAGAGAGAGAGAGAGAGUGUGUGUGUGUGUGUGUGAGUGAGUGAGUGAGUGAGAAGGGGUGGGAGAGACAGAGAGAUAAGGUAUGGAACAGUUGCUUAUCAAGUCGUGUGUGUGUGUUUGAGAGGUGUUUUCUCUCCUAUGUGUCUUAGAAACAGAGACAAAAGCCAUGACAGUAGUUAAAGAGUUAUGAAGAUUCAUGGGAAGAUUUUGAACCAUUACCUCUCCUGCAGUUCAUCCACGGACAAAGAGGGAUAUCUGUACAAAAAGGGUGAGGUGAACACAUCCUAUCAGAGGCGCUGGUGCAUCUUGAAGGGGAACCUGCUGUUCUACAAGGAGCGUCCAAGCGAGCGAGACGUUGCGGGCGUCAUCGUGCUGGAGGGGUGCUCCGUGCAGCUGUGCGAGUCCGAGGAGAAGUUCGCCUUCUCGCUGGUGUUCAGCGAGCCGGGCCUGCGCACGUACAAGUUUGCAGCCGAGGACCAGGCCAGCCUGGAGGGCUGGAUUAAAGCCUUACUGUUGGCCAACCAUGGCUACCUCGCACUGCUCGUGAAGGACCUGCAGGAGCAAUACCUUGAGGCUGCUUGUGCAGCUGGAGAGACCCCAGCAGACCCACAGUGCCUGGGGGGAGACGGCAUGGCCCAGUCCCACUCUCGAGGCCUCAUCCCGGGGUCCAUCUUCUACACCAGCCCCCCUGCCCCGGAGGCGAGGGACUCUGUGGACCUGGGUGCUCCGCAGCAGCUGCUCCUGAACGCACCCACCAACGCCAAGGCAGCCAAUAAGAAGUCUCCAAAGCUGUGGCCCAAACGGAACGCGCUGGUCGCCCCAAUCAAUGGCCCCGCCCCGCCUCAGGGGGUGUGGUCAGACCCCACGGAGGACUUUAGGCAAAUGCAUGAGGAGUUCGGGAAGGAAGUGAAAGAACUGAUUGCUGAUUGGUCAAAGAGGAAACCGGAAGAGGCUUCAGUGCAAGGUGAUUUGAUUGAUCUGAGCUGAUACCAAAAUAAUAACGUCAAAAUAAUAUGUCAGAAGCAGAAUACCAUAUAUUUUUUUGAAAUAUUUAAGAACUUAAAAUCGUAAUUGUAAAUUAAAAUCUGUAUUACCAAGGAAUUAAUAUUAAUGCACAGUCUUUCCAGAUUGGGCCUGAACUAAGCUAUGGUACAUUUACAUUUGUUUUGUGUUGUUGUUUGUUUUCAUUAGUGUACAUCAACAGAUGGCAUAGGCACUGUAAUGUUCUUAAUAUGCACUAAAUUGCACUUAACGUUGUAGUCCCAACACUGCAUGUCUUAGUACUGUGACGUGAAGAGAGAAGUAGAGUAUCUUGGUGUCUGAUAUAGUGGGGACCCAGCAUACCGUGACUCACUUGCCGUUGUCUGGUAGCAGGUGCCAUCGGGAGACAGUCGGAGCAAGCUCUGUUUCAAUUUCAAUUUUCAAUUUCAAUUUUCAAUUUCAAUUUCACAGAGUGUUAAAACAUUCAAUGCACUCCAUGCACGACUCCAUUUUGGAUUGGCUUGUACUGGCAUAUCAACUUCCUGUUUACAUUAAUACAUUGGCAGAUAUGUCUCUUUUCUAUAGUCAUUGUCUUCAAAACCUUGUCUCGCGUCUAAUGUAGACCGACUUUGUGAAAAUGUGUGCCACUCACUCCAGCACGGAAAAGAGUUUAAAAUGUUCUUUAGCUUAAUCAAGCAACUUAUGUCAUUGAACUGGUUACAUAACUUUAGCUAUGGUGAUCAACUAGCAAUAGCCUACAAUAUUAAAACUUAGAGGCCAGUAAACUGUUAUUUUCUGUCAUAGCCUGUACAGUGAAACAGGAAGUUGAUUGCCCAGUAGGAAGCAAAUCCAAAAUGGAGUCAUGCAUAGAGCCUAUAUUCGGCCCCAGAUCUGAUGGAUCAGUCUACUGAAAUCUGUGCCAGCUUAACUACACAUUUUUUAAAGUGGCAGUUCGUACAGUAAGACAUAUUGGGACAUAUUGAAAAGUGAUGCAAAGGUAGCUCAGUUUUUCAGUACACUUGUAUUAAAACUGUACUGUAAUCAUAAUUCAUAAACAUCAUACUAACAGACUGAUGAACAGAUAAUGAACCAUUCAUGACCAUUUUCAAUAGGCUCUGUGACUAUGCAAACUUUACUAUAAGCUAAAGAAUUGCCAAGAUGCAUGAGGUGCCAAAGUGGGUUUUUAAAAAUGUUUUGCCACAUGUGAAGCCUAACCCAAAUGCAUAGGGCCUGCUGUGCAUCACCCAGCUGGGUGCUAUACAUUUAUGGUGGUUAGUGAGGUUCACCAUUCACUGUAAAACACGUUGGGUGCUUGAAAAGUUUGAAAAGUGCUAUUUAAAUGCAGUGAGUUCAUUCAUGUGUUGUUGCUAAAAUAUUGUGUGGCAUUUUUUGAUUGAAUGUAGACAUUUUGUUAUACCAAAAAGUCCUUGAUUUAAGACAAGUUAAUGUGUUUAUUAGUCAAGUUUUAUGAUAUUUAAUUUUGAUAGCUGAAUUAUGGUUUGAUGUAGACUAUUAUUUUAUUAGAUGCAUAUUUAUAAUCCUGAAAUUCUGUUUGGUGUAUAUGAGUUAUGUUAACUGUAACUAUAGUUGUGUUUGAAUCCAAAUUUACAAGCCAAGCCAUUAAAAGCGUAGUUUCACAA